AUGGUGCCUGCUCCGCAUCCAGAUCCCUACACUAUGGCUGUAGAAUACGCAGCCAAAGACGCAUUUGACACUUUGACAAGGCGCGAUCUUCAGAACCCAAAUCGUACACAACAAAUCACGUUGGGUAUCAUCGCCGUCUAUGUCGUUGUUAUCGCCAUCCUAUGGAACGUUCCCUAUAUCCGCAUGGUCCUCUGGCCCUUCAAGAUGCUGGUCAUCGCCUUCCACGAGUUUGGUCACGCCAUCACUGCUGUUCUCACCGGAGGUCGCGUCAAGUCCAUCAGUCUUGACCCCAACGAGGGCGGUGUCACUCACAUGGUUGGCGGCAAAAGCGCCUUCACACUGCCCGCCGGUUAUCUAGGCUCUUCCAUCAUCGGCGCCCUGCUCACGUUCUGCGGCUUCAACAUCGUCGCCAGUAAAGUAGCCAGCAUCGUCCUCGCCGUGUGCUUCCUUCUGACUCUCUGGUGGGGAAAGCGAGACUGGCUCACGAUCAUGACCAUCCUUCUCGCCGUCGGGUUGCUCAUCGCCUGCUGGUUCAUCUCGCACGCCCAGGCUCUGCGCUUUGUCGUCCUCUUCAUCGGUGUCAUGUCGUCGCUGUACAGCGUGUGGGAUAUCUGCGACGAUUUGAUCCUGCGGAAAGUCAACUCGUCCGACGCCAGUGUGUUUGCAAAGCGAUACGGCGGCUCCUCGCAGUGCUGGGGUGUCAUCUGGUCCAUCAUUUCGGUCCUUUUCAUGGCCGCUGGUAUUGUUGCUGGUUUGGCAGCAUUUUCGCAGUCGUUCGAGCAGCAGGAAAAGGACUCUCAGAAGUUCAUCCCUACUUAA
Fusarium sp. VM40 is the source of this 819-nucleotide messenger RNA. Lineage: Eukaryota; Fungi; Ascomycota; Sordariomycetes; Hypocreales; Nectriaceae. The record is from the annotation of a GenBank genome assembly.